Molecule: messenger RNA, 5684 nt
Organism: Strongylocentrotus purpuratus (purple sea urchin)
Lineage: Eukaryota; Metazoa; Echinodermata; Echinoidea; Camarodonta; Strongylocentrotidae
Exons: 11
Coding region: 189-1484 (431 amino acids)
Biological process (GO): maturation of 5.8S rRNA; maturation of LSU-rRNA
Cellular component (GO): preribosome, large subunit precursor; Las1 complex
Molecular function (GO): endonuclease activity
Source: RefSeq, a predicted model, not a curated record
CUAAGAAAUGUACUCUUAUCCCUUGGCGAGGUAAUGAUGAAUUUCAAUGGAUUUAUCAGCAGAUAUUUCAUGAGGAUGCCGGAGGGAGGAAAACAGCUAUUGACAGAAUUAAAUCUUGGAAUUCAAGGUUCAAGAAGUUACAAGUGGCCAUCAUAUGUACUAAAGACCUUGCGGAACUCCUACUCCGGAUGCCUGAAGAGGGAGCCACAAACACCUUUCAAAUGGCAUGCACACUUGCCAUUACCAGAUUUGUGAAUCUACUGACCGAGGAGCAGCAGAAGUUUGGUAGGGGGAAACCUGUUCAUGAGGUUGCUUUAAAGAUCGGUCUUCCAAAAUGGAUUGUGGACAUUCGACACCAGGGAACCCAUGGACAUAUGCCUAAACGUGAGGUGCUAGAGAGUGCUCUAAGGUUCGGUCUGAACUGGUUGAAGGUCACAUUCUGGGAGGCACACAUCAAGGAGAUGUGUACAGAUAAACAAGUCCAAGACGACGACUUUGACCUCAAGCUGAGAGAAAAGAUCAGGGGUAUUACAGCUGAGUACAUGGACUACAUGGUGAAUGCCAGGACACUUGUGAAUGGCCGACCACAGCACCCGGGAAAAGAGAUCUUGCAGAAACUGAACAAGCCGCUCAGGAAUUAUGCAUCCAAAAACUAUCUUGCCUAUCUACUCACCCAAGAUGGCUACUUGGUCCCUACUCCGGAUCAAGAAAAAGCUCUCUGCAUCACCAGUGGUAUGAAUGACUCUCGGUCUGAGGACCUUCCUACAUCUCUGGUUAACUUCUGGGGACCUCUUCUUGACUUUGCCCGGCCGUGUGGUCUGGAGCACCUCAUCAUCGAUUCCAUCAUCAAUCAGCUCUCCCGCAUCACCUCCGGGGGGAGCUCUGGUGACGCCAAGGAAGGUCCGGUCGUCAGAUACCUUCUGGGAUGGGCCAAGAACCUCAUGAAGAGGAAUGCAGUCACGCUAAGAUCAGAUCCUGUCAACAGAGGGACCCCUCCCCAGAAGAGGAACAGACGAGAGGCAUCCGAAUGGAGCAAGACGCUGAAGAAAUGCAUUGAAAAGCCCAACAAACACAACAUGAACCUAUUACCCUGUCUUCUAGAACUGCAGGAUCCCCGCCUUGGGAAGACCGCCGAAGAAACCUUGAUCAAGAUUGCCAAGGCCAUGGUCCAUGGCCCGAACGGUAUGACCCUUCCAACUAAUGGGCUGCCCUCGCUUGAUGACAUAGAAGCAAUGAUCGAGUCCAGACGGAAUUGCAGGGGAAAUCCAAUGUUAGAUAUGCUCUCUGCAGGGCGGAGGGAUGCACAGAACAGGACAGUGGUGGAUGCAACAGAUCCAUGGCAUGUUACCAAUGACCUUGUGGAUUGGAGCCACACGCCCCUUGGUGUAUUACCAUGGCAACCAGACAAUCCUGACUUCUUCCAGCUCAGCGUGCCUACAUCCAACAUGAAAAAGCGAAAAUUGUCUUCUGACUCCCUAGAGUAGUGUCACAACGAGGUGACAAUAUAUUACACGAUCACAUCUUCCUGUACAAUAGACAAAGAUUAACAAUACAAAUGUGUGGAGACACACACAUGAUGUAUACAUCAGACAAUACAAACGUGUGAAGACACACACACAUGAUGUAUACAUCAGACAAUACAAAUGUGUGGAGACAUACACAUGAUGUAUACAUCAGACACAUGAUGUAUACAUCAGACAAUACAAAUGUGUUGAGACAUACACAUGAUGUAUACAUCAGACACAUGAUGUAUACAUCAGACAAUACAAAUGUGUGAAGACACACUCAUGAUGUACGCAUCAUACAAUACAAAUGUGCGAAGACACACACAUGAUGUACGCAUCAUACAAUACAAAUGUGCGAAGACACACACAUGAUGUACGCAUCAUACAAUACAAAUGUGCGAAGACACCAAUGAUGUACGCAUCAUACAAUGCAAAUGUGCGAAGACACACUCAUGAUGUACGCAUCAUACAAUACAAAUGUGCGAAGACACACUCAUGAUGUACGCAUCAUACAAUACAAAUGUGCGAAGACACACACAUGAUGUACGCAUCAUACAAUACAAAUGUGUAAAGACACACUAAUGAUGUACGCAUCAUACAAUACAAAUGUGCGAAGACACACACAUGAUGUACACAUCAUACAAUACAAAUGUGCGAAGACACACACAUGAUGUACGCAUCAUACAAUACAAAUGUGUAAAGACACACUAAUGAUGUACGCAUCAUACAAUACAAAUGUGUAAAGACACACUAAUGAUGUAUGCAUCAUUCAAUACAAAUGUGCGAAGACACACACAUGAUGUACACAUCAUACAAUACAAAUGUGCGAAGACACACACAUGAUGUACGCAUCAUACAAUACAAAUGUGCGAAGACACACACAUGAUGUACGCAUCAUACAAUACAAAUGUGUAAAGACACACUAAUGAUGUACGCAUCAUACAAUACAAAUGUGCGAAGACACACACAUGAUGGACGCAUCAUACAAUACAAAUGUGUGAAAACACACUCAUGAUGUACGCAUCAUACAAUACAAAUGUGCGAAGACACACUCGUGAUGUACGCAUCAUACAAUACAAAUGUGCGAAGACACACACAUGAUGUACGCAUCAUACAAUACAAAUGUGUAAAGACACACUAAUGAUGUACGCAUCAUACAAUACAAAUGUGCGAAGACACACACAUGAUGUACGCAACAUACAAUACAAAUGUGCGAAGACACACACAUGAUGUACGCAUCAUACAAUACAAAUGUGCGAAGACACACACAUGAUGUACGCAUCAUACAAUACAAAUGUGCGAAGACACACACAUGAUGUACGCAUCAUACAAUACAAAUGUGUAAAGACACACUAAUGAUGUACGCAUCAUUCAAUACAAAUGUGCGAAGACACACACAUGAUGUACGCAUCAUACAAUACAAAUGUGUGAAAACACACUCAUGAUGUACGCAUCAUACAAUACAAAUGUGCGAAGACACACUCGUGAUGUACGCAUCAUACAAUACAAAUGUGCGAAGACACACACAUGAUGUACGCAUCAUACAAUACAAAUGUGUAAAGACACACUAAUGAUGUACGCAUCAUACAAUACAAAUGUGCGAAGACACACACAUGAUGUACGCAACAUACAAUACAAAUGUGCGAAGACACACACAUGAUGUACGCAUCAUACAAUACAAAUGUGCGAAGACACACACAUGAUGUACGCAUCAUACAAUACAAAUGUGCGAAGACACACACAUGAUGUACGCAUCAUACAAUACAAAUGUGUAAAGACACACUAAUGAUGUACGCAUCAUUCAAUACAAAUGUGCGAAGACACACACAUGAUGUACGCAUCAUACAAUACAAAUGUGUGAAAACACACUCAUGAUGUACGCAUCAUACAAUACAAAUGUGCGAAGACACACUCGUGAUGUACGCAUCAUACAAUACAAAUGUGCGAAGACACACUCAUGAUGUACGCAUCAUACAAUACAAAUGUGUGAAAACACACUCAUGAUGUACGCAUCAUACAAUACAAAUGUGCGAAGACACACUCGUGAUGUACGCAUCAUACAAUACAAAUGUGCGAAGACACACACAUGAUGUACGCAUCAUACAAUACAAAUGUGCGAAGACACUAAUGAUGUAAGCAUCAUACAAUACAAAUGUGUGAAGACACACUCAUGAUGUACGCAUCAUACAAUGCAAAUGUGUGAAGACACACACAUGAUGUACGCAUCAUACAAUGCAAAUGUGCGAAGACACACUCAUGAUGUACGCAUCAUACUGUAGGAAAUUGGAUUUAUACGUGUUUUUCUUAUGCAAAUGACUUUGUAUAAUUUGCAUAAAACUGCCGUUUAAAAAUACGGUGAAUGAAUGUAGUUCCUCGAUUUAUAAGUUUGUUUUGGUAUCUUGAGGAAGAAUUGUUAUAUUGUGAGUCUAUGUAAAAAAGGAAUAAGAUUGCAUAUAAUGUGUAAUAACUUAAUUUUACUUCAUUCAAAAGGUGUUUGUACAAGAAUAGCAAAAAGAGGAAGGAUAUUUUGUUUAUAGAAUUGUGAUAGGUCUUUAUAUGUGGGCGCGGGAAUCUGCCUGACAUAGCAGAUACGUAGGCACACAUUGCAUCUUGUCAUGGGCGAAGGAGGUUGUGCGUGUGUCGGGCCGUCUAUAAGUGUGCAACGCCCUUGUUACGUUUUUACACCUUUGAAAGAAACGACAUGCUAGCGAGGUUUGCUGGAAGCUGUAGUGUGGUCUAGCUGGGACUGCGUUGUAUUUUGGGAGCCGGGAGCUGCUCCGGCUUGUUGCUUCAGAGACCUUGGGUAGGAUAUGAUUUAAUACACACAUUGUUUAAUUGGUAUAAUGUUGUUUAUUAAUGCAUUUUGAAUAUGUACUUUCAUAUAAUAUGUGUUAAUUAAAGACAAUGAUAUUGUCUUAAUUAUUAUAUUAUCAUUGAUGUAGAAUACAUUAAUGCCACAGUUUAUGUAAUGUAAACCAACAGCGUGAUAAUUUACUGUCUGUUUAUCUCGCCCACAUUGUUGUAUACUAUGUAUCAGAUAUAUGUUGAUAAGAAUCUAUACUUGUCUUGUAUUUAUGUUUGGCACAUCUGAUUGAUUUGCAGGGUUUUCUUUAUGCGAUGAUGCUGCCUUAUCCGUAUUACGACAAUACAAUACAAAUGUGCGAAGACACACACAUGAUGUACGCAUCAUACAAUACAAAUGUGUAAAAACACACUCAUGAUGUAAGCAUCAUACAAUACAAAUGUGCGAAGACACACUCAUGAUGUACGCAUCAUACAAUACAAAUGUGCGAAGACACACUCAUGAUGUACGCAUCAUACAAUACAAAUGUGUGAAGACACACUCGUGAUGUACGCAUCAUACAAGUUGGAGUGAUCAUGUUUAUAUUAUAUAUCAUAUGUUAUAUUUGAAUUUGGAUCUGAAUUAAUUAGUUUCUAUAUUAUUAUUAUCCAUCCAUGGAAUCCUCAGCAGUCUUUUGAGAAACCAUACUUUACAACAAUCUAAACGUUUUCUGAUUACUGUUUUAGGAAACGACCUAGCUCUUCCAUCGCCAACAAUUGGAUUUUAUUCUGUCGAAUCAACAUCAUAAUCUUGUACAGAAUCAGAUAUUCUGCAGUAAUUUUCUCUCAUUCCAUUAUCAUUUGUAUGGUAAGAAACCAAAGUCUGUCACAAUGUAUUUUUAUGACGAUCCUUCAAAAAAUCCCUUUCUCCCUAAAACACGAGUGUGUAGCAUUUCAAAAUUCACACACACACAUACACACAUUUGAGCAUAUGGGACUACAUACUCGUACUAAAGGGACCCACUUUCAUCAGCCCACUUGACGUUGCAUUAUCAGCUUUAUUUUUUGAUGGAUCGUCAUAAAAAAUACAUGGUUACAAACUUUGGUUUCUUACCGUACAAAUGAUACUGGAAUGAAAGAAAAUCACUGCAGAACAACGGAUCCUGUAAAAGAUUACUAUGUUUAUUCGACAGGAUAAAAAUCCCGUUGUUGGCAAUGUAACAGCUGAUCGCGGCAAAGGUGACAAUCUACUUCCGUACUAGAAAUAUGUCACGGCAUUCUGCGAUGAAACAACCGUGAAUGCAUGUAUAGUUCAGAUCAUAUUUAUCUUGUCAUUCUCAAGCUGUUUGUAUACAGUUGUAAGUCAUACUUACCAAUAAAACAUUUAUUGUUGCCAAA